AUGUCUGAACCGCAGCGACCAACGCCAUUGACGAGCUCGUCAGUCCCUCCGGGUCUCAUAGAUUCCGAGCUAGAGGAAGCAAAUACGACCCAAAAUACUAUUCAAAACGAAGUCGUGCCUGCGGCAGGGGAGACGAUGGUCGAGAUCCCUACCGUAACUAUCCGCAGCGCAACAUUUCCCACCGUGGCCGAAAAUACUCCAAGGCCGCCUUUCCUGGUUACAUACCUUAGCCCGGACUUGCCUACGGAGCGUACUUCCUCGUCUCCAAGGAGCCCUCCUCCUUCGGUCGUGAUGGAAGAGUUGACGGACGACAUUCUUCCGCUCACAGUCCCUGUCAAGGUGACAAUAAUUACCCGGCACGGUGAAACAGCCCGGGAGACCAAAAAAGAAUUUGGGGUAUUCUCCUGGAUUCGCAAGGAAAACUACGAGCGUCUUCUACCGACGGAAACUAUAGAAUUACACAAAGUCACCUACGAACAGGGCAAAGAAGGGUACCAUCGUUACGGCUCUUGUCGAAUCAGUGCCGCACCCGAGCUCCCUGCUGAGAUGCCGUAUUAUGUCCUCGACGAUAGUGACGUUUCGACUUUGGUUCAAAAGGCGAUUCCUCUCAUCUGCGGCUUUAUACACGAUCAUCCAUGCCGAAAGUUCUCCUUGCAGAUCUACUGGGAUUGUGGAUACGCUCGCUUAAGGCCACAGCCUAGCGCAGGUGUUGAAGGUAACCCUAAGUUCAGUGACAUGAUCAUGACGGAGUUACGCAAGAAGCGACAGAAAAACUUUCGAAACCAGGAAUACAUCUCUCGUCGGGAUCAGUCGGUCUUUCAAAACUACGACGUGGUGCGUGAUCUUGUUUUCUUCGACAACUCUCUCACCUUGAAUCCAGACGACAAGAAAGCCUUUGUCCACCAAAUAAUAGAGCGACCGGCAUUGAAGCUGUUACUUAUUUGCGUCUUCCUGAGUUAUAACUUGGCCUUUCUCCGUCAUCUUCUUGGUUAUCACGGGUGUGGCGACGAAAACUUUCCACAACAAAACAUGGAAUGUAACUUAGACUACUGUCAUGACUUUGUCGAUCAGAUUUUGGGCAUCAAAGCCAUGUUUUAUGUGAGGAAUGUCAAUGAAGACUUCAAAUACCACAAGUUUGAGGUCGGGGAGGUCGUGCCAUUGCGUGCCACUCUACCAAAUUCUGAACUGAGAUCGCUUGGGAAGGGUACAUCUGGCAAGGUUUACGAGGUCUGGAUCGAUUCUGCGCACCACUAUCUGACUGGAGAUCCAUUCAGUUGUUUUGCUUUGAAAGUAUUCCCUGCUGAAAGUGCAAAGGGAUUCGAACGAGAAAUGAAGAUGCUUCAAGUCCUUGCUGAUCACCCCAAUCAUAAUAUUGUCCCUCACAUUACGAGCUGGACACAGUCAGAAGAUAAUUAUAUUCUUUACCCAGCAGCCAGGUACAACCUGAGGACAUUCAUGCAGGACAGGAAGCCUGUAGGGUUCACAAAACACGAAACGCUGUGGUUUCUGCGGCAAUUGCAAGGGCUGGCUCUGGCUAUCGACCACGUUCAUCACCUGAAGGACCCGAGAAACAGUGGGCGGAACACGUCAGUGGACGCUUACUGGGGCUGCCAUUUCGACAUCAAACCCGAAAAUAUUCUGGUCUUUGAAAAGGUACCAGGCUAUCACCCCAGAUUCAAAAUCGGCGAUUUUGGGGUGGGCGUCUUCAAUAGGCCAGAGAACCCCGGGGUACAUUCUAGGGUGACAAAGGAAGCCAAAGGGACAUUGACUUAUAUCGCACCUGACGAAGACCGCAACGGAGAGGUUUCACGACCCUCCGACAUGUGGGCUUUGGGUUGUGUAUAUUUAGAAUUGAUGCUCUGGGUGUUCAGCUUCUUCGAAUCGAGCGAAGGGGGCUUCUCAACGGCACGCUUCAAAUGCACGGGUGCCGAUCCAAACAACAAGCACGAUAAAUUCUGGGACAAAUUCCCGAUGCCACUUGGGGGGUUCGAAUACAGAUUGAAGUCAAUCGUCGAGGACGUCAUGACAGAGUUAAGGAAUGUAUGGUGUGACAACAUGCCCGCGUUUCAGGGCAUCAUUACGGCUGUCAACAAGCUUCUCGAGAUCGAUGCUGGCAACAGAUGGACGGCGGUAGAGCUUAAGAAUCACAUCACACAGACUGUCCGAGAAGCUGAAGAGUUUCUUGUGGAUUUCCCCGAGUUCUACUCUUCUCAGUAUGAGGCCAACUGUGAAGCAGAAUUUCAGAGACAGCAAAACGCGCAGGAGAGCGAACUAACUCCAGAAAGCCGGCGGCUCAACCAGUUUGAUAGGGCUGCGCAAGCGCUCAUCCACACCGGGGCGGUAACGGAUAUUGGUCCUGACGCAAGCAGAGACCGCCACACUCCAGACACGCAUGCGCUUCUUACCUUGAACGGGGGGCUCAAUGACGCUAUGGAGCGAGAAUUGAGCGACAUGGUCGAAUCUUCAGCCACUUCUCCUGAGCAGCCGUGA
Molecule: messenger RNA, 2490 nt
Organism: Cladophialophora psammophila CBS 110553
Lineage: Eukaryota; Fungi; Ascomycota; Eurotiomycetes; Chaetothyriales; Herpotrichiellaceae
Product: serine/threonine protein kinase
Exons: 2
Coding region: 1-2490 (829 amino acids)
Biological process (GO): peptidyl-serine phosphorylation; peptidyl-threonine phosphorylation
Molecular function (GO): protein serine/threonine kinase activity; ATP binding
Source: RefSeq, a predicted model, not a curated record